CGUGUCAUACAGAAGCGCAACGCAAAUCUCAUUUAGUACGGUGCGUAAACCCCUCGUGAAUGGAAGCCUUUUCGAACUAAGGCGCUGGUCAAACGAUGUGAACGUGUCGCCUAUCACUCAGCAAACCAGUACAGCAAAGCACAACUAAGUUUCUUUAGGUGAAAAAAGAAACAAAUUUUACAAUAUUUAGUUGAAUAAAAGAUUGACAAAAAUGUUUUCCAGUUGCAUGAAAAUUAAGUGAAAAAGUGCGGGAAGCAAAAAAGACCUGAAAAGAAAGCAGAAUUUCAUACGAAAAGCUGAAUUUUUUUGCGCGUAGCCAUUUUGCAUUGGCGUUUACCCUUGUUGAGAAGGAAUAUUUUAUUAAAAGUAACAAUUUUGUGGUGGAAUUUCGAAUCCACUUAAAAAUGAAUAGUGCGUGAAAAGUUUAAUGUAAUUUGAGUAAAAAGUCCAUUAAAGAAUGCUUGUGCAAUUAUUUUUCUGAGGCACAUAUUUGAAAAAAGGAAGUUGGCCAAAAAAUACCAAUAGAAUAGUGAAGCAUGGAAAAAAGCCAUUAAUUUUCGAAAUAAAUAUCUUUCGGCAGUGAUGUGAAUACAUAUGAAAAUUUAUGUGCGGAAAUUUGCGGAGCAUUGAAUUUUUCUCAGCGUAACGAAUAGUGCAGCAUGCAACAUAAAAUAUAAGUGUAUGUGUGCGCGUAACAUAUCAUUAAUUACGUAAGAGUGUCAAUAAACGGUAAUAUAUCAAUAAAGAAUAUUAACAACCACAAAUAGAAGAAAAUAGUACAUACAUAUCCAUGUAAAUAAAUACGAUCCAUGAGAAAUCUAUUUAGGUUUUACUGGAUUUCUAAAGCUAAUAUGGCGAACAUGCGGAUGAGCCAAGUGUUGGCAUCUUAUUGGUAUCGAUAUUCUAGGAACUAUAGCAUUGCGAGCGGGAGUGCGUAGAAAAAUAAUCAGGGUUAUAACUCUUAAAGUGUUUAUUGAAUGUAAAUUGAGGGAAAAGAACUGCAUGCAGUACUCAAAAAACAUACCAAAUGCACCAGCCAUAGCGAUAACUAAAACAAAAACGGUAUUUAAAGCAUAUACACUCAACUGAAGCCGUUUAAUAUGCAAUGAAAAAAACUCACCUUGAAAAGUGCGUUGUAAAAUAGUACACAUAACUUAUAGCCGCACCAGUGCAACAAACACCAACCGCAGCGCCACCCGUUGUGCAACUAAAUUUCACGGUUCACUUGUUCACAUUUUUCGCCAGUUUGAAUGGUCGCGCCGAGCAUUACACACAUUUAGCAUUACGUAUACGCACCGGCGAGCUUCGCAUAACACAAGGACAGUGCGUGUGAAGUGACAAACGAAGCGAAAUAACAAAGCCAAUAAAAAAAAACAAUAAAACAAACAAAAAGCCAAUAAAAAGGUAACAAAGCAAACAAUAAAUAAAAAACAAAAGCCAACUAGGUAUAAUAUAACGGUGGACAAAAAACAAUAAUAAAAACAUUAUAAAACAAAAAUGCAAAGACAACCAUAAAUUGAAAGUAACAACAAACAACUGUGAAAGGGAAAACAAAUCAUCAACACUUACACGCUUGGUCUACAAAACAAUAAUGUACUCUAUGCAGACAAUACAACAAUAAAAGGCCGUAAAUAAAGCGUCAAAAGCAAUUUGCUAAAACGCAUAUCGCUUGCAUUUAAGCGCCAACUGAACACGAACAAAAAAAGGAACACAAUCCAACAGAAAAUUCUAUGUAUUGUGCAGCGUUCAAAUUUAAAUAACCAAAAAACAAGGCAACAGCCAGGCAAAUCAUACAGCUAGACGCCUACGAACCUUUACACACACGACACAACCACCACCUCACCAUGGAUCGCAAGCAUAUUGGCGCUUUGGCGCUGUGCUUGUUCGUUUUGUUAUUUAAACUAAAUGUAUUUGCUGUGGUCGCUGACCAAGAUGAGGAUAUACCACAUAAUGAGGUACGAAAUUGGGCGCUUAAAUUUGGUGUGGAUCUUUGGGAGUUCGGACGGCAAUUUACAAAAAUGAAUGAAAUAAAAAAUCGUUUUAAGGAGAAUGAUAUCGAAGUGAAACGAAAGGAUGGCAUCAUAUUGCUGCGCGAAUUGGCAGCCGAGGUUAAGAAUUUCAUGGAUUUCAAGCGCAAUGCUGUGAUGCGCAUCAUGGACUCCGCCGAGCAAGCUGCACUUUCCGAAUUGGACUCACAAAAUUCCCAUAGCACUUCAGCGACGACAAAUAAUCAGCACUACGACGCGCGACGCAUUAACGAAUAUAAUUCGGAUGGAAAAUUGGCAGACGGCGCACGCCACAUGGACAUACGCUUUAUGCGCCGAUUUGAACGUUUGCCUGUCAAUCUCAGUCUUAGUUCGAUUUUGGUGCCGAAUGGCGUCUCACUCGACGACGGAGAUGUCAAGGCGGCACUGCAGUGGAGCGCGCACCUGGACCCACUCUUUCAAAAUAAUCUCGAACGUGAUCCAGCUCUGUCGUGGCAGUAUUUUGGUUCAUCGACUGGCUUUCUACGUCGUUUCCCCGGCACCGCUUGGCCGCCAGAAGGCUCGAAAGGCAGCAAGCAGAUCCAUGAUUUUCGCACGCAAAAUUGGUUCGUGCAGGCAGCAUCUUCCCCCAAGGAUAUUAUGAUUUUACUUGACUCUUCGUCGAGCAUGUCGGAUAAGUCGUUCGAUCUUGCAACGGCUACUGCUUUCAAUAUACUUGAUACACUAGGCGAGGAUGAUUUUGUAAAUUUGAUCACAUUUGCGGAGGAAAUCAAAACGCCAGUGCCAUGUUUCAAGGAUCGUAUGGUGCGCGCCACCCCAGACAAUGUUCAAGAAAUAAAAUCAGCGGUAAAGGCUAUAAAGCUUCAGAAUACAGCUAAUUUUACGGCUGGACUAGAAUAUGCGUUCAGCCUAUUGCACAAAUACAACCAGUCGGGCGAAGGCAGUCAAUGUAAUCAAGCCAUUAUGCUCAUCACCGAGAGUACAUCUGAAACCCAUAGCGACAUAAUCAAGCAAUAUAAUUGGCCUCAUAUGCCCGUACGAAUUUUUACAUAUCUGAUCGGUUCCGAUUCGAGUAGUCGCAGCAACUUGCAUGAAAUGGCCUGCUCCAACAAAGGAUUCUUUGUGCAAAUCAAUGAUAUGGAGGAUGCUCGCAAGAAAGUUAUCGAUUAUGCACUAGUUAUGGCACGGCCCAUGAUUAUGUAUCAGGCCGAUCAUCCAGUACAUUGGAGUCCAGUUUUCGUCGCCGGCAAGACAGGUGGUUUGGCACGUGACUCCGACUACCAGCGACGGCUGGUGACGACAGUUUCAACUCCGGUCUUCUAUAGACGAAACCAUUCGGUGCGUGUGGCUAAUUUACUCGGUGUUGUAGGCACCGAUGUGCCCAUCGAGGAGAUACGAAAAAUGAUACCGCAACAUAAAUUGGGGCCGAAUGGAUAUUCGUUUAUCGUUGAUAACAAUGGACGUGUACUGUAUCAUCCAGAUUUGCGUCCUAUGAGUGAUGGUAAUCAAUAUAUUGAUCAGUUGCGGCCGCGGUACACGUCGGUCGACAUAACGGAGUUGGAACUGCCGGAAACCGAAGUGGGCAAUGAGCAUGAAAUUGUCGAAAUGAAUAAGAAUCUGCUGUAUGAUAUGCGCAAUGACAUGCUUAUGCCCAAAGAAGGUGAAACCGAAUUCACUGUAUUCAACCACUUUGAUGGUAUGAAACGUGUAACGGCGCGUACGCAAAGGUAUUUUUAUGGACCUAUUGAAGACACGCCAUUCACUUUAGCUGUUGUACUCCCUGAAAAAUAUGGAAGCCAUGAAUUAGUCUCCCAACAAGAAAUACGGCACUCCCGCCGAAAUGUGACCGAAUACUUCAAAGGAGAUAAUUGGCGCGUACACCCCGAUUGGGUGUAUUGUGAGUACAACAGUGUUAGUGAUUUAGAGAAAGAGCGUGAAAGCUCGGGCGAAUAUCUGUCAGCCUCUCGGGAACAAGAAUUAAGUUUUGGCUCACCCGAAGAGCAGGUGUUACAUUUCUUGGGUCGUGCAGGUCGGCCAGGCUGGAAGUGGAUGUCGGUGCGCCCAAAACCACCGCAACCACACCACGCCAUGCAUGGUGCUACACCUGUCGGCCAUUUUGCCCAACAUCUAAAUAAUGUUCAAGGAUCUCGCAAAGCUGAACCAUACUUUUGCGAUCGAACCUUAGUACAGAGUUUGGUGCGUGAUGCUAUGGUAACCGAUGGUCUGGACCGAAAUUCAACUGUAACUUCAACUGGCAAAGAAGAUAAACAUCCAAUCGCCACAUUAAUGGCUAUACUUAAGAGACAAGGUUAUCAAAAGUUUUUGGUUGCCACUUCUUUCGUUGCCACGCGUUCGGGUCUUCUACGUUGGAUUGAUCACAUGAAAAGACCAGAGGACUCGCCUGAUCCCCAUUUCAGUGAGGACAAUGCCCGCGCCAUGAGCACAUCCUGGUACAAACGUGCCGUAGAUCAGCAUACCGUCGAACAAGACAGUUUUGUCUAUAGUGUGCCCUUCGCUACUGGCUAUGCGACAAAAUUGAAUACAACACUUGUUACUGCUUCACACGCGAUAUUCCUUGAACAUCGUGGUCACAAAGCCAUAGCCGCCGUCGUUGGUUUACAAUUUCAAUUGGACUCUUUGGCAAAACAUUUUAUAAACAUAACCUCAACCUGUACCGGCAUGACAGGCUGUCGUCGCACUUGUGCCUCAGAUGAUCUCGACUGCUAUGUGCUGGACAAUAAUGGCUUUGUUAUUAUCUCCGAGCAAGGCGAUCAUUCAGGAAAAUUUUUUGGACAAAUCGAUGGCACUAUAAUGGAUUCAUUGGUACAGGAUCGCAUUUACAAACGUGUCACGGUUAAUGACUAUCAAGGAAUUUGUUCGGAUGCCGAUAAUCCUUAUACGGCGGCUAGUGCUUCAUUGCAGCCACACCGCGCUUCCACGUGGCUUAUGAAAUAUUUGAUAUCGAUGAGCGCCACUUGGUUGGCUAUGUUACCCGUACCGCUGCAUGCUUGGCCACAGGACGAUUACACAUACAAUGAAGAUGUAUUUGAAGAGCCUUCAUAUACCGACGAUUAUGAACCAUUUGAGGACUAUAAUUCACCAAUUGAUGAGGAAGUGGAUGAGUUUUUCACCACCGCCGAUGUGGAAUCCACGACACCUCCGCCUAAGCAACAUAAGCCACACACCGGACCACGCGCGUCGCCAGACCCACAACACGCGAGGCGCUGUGACCUGCGUACGGAUCUCUAUAUGCUGCAGCCAGAACGUCUAAAUCAAGGCGGUCAAAAUAAUCCUCUUAAGGGCAAGCUGACCAAUUGUCAUGUGUCAGGAUGCGAACGCCCCUUCAGCGUACAGAAAAUACCACACAGCAAUCUCAUUUUGCUAGUAGUGGAUACCUUAUGUCCUUGCGGCUCCAAGCAGCUGGAUAUAGAACCGCUUGAGGAGUCGGGUACUAUUGGUGCCUGCAGCGCACGUCGCCAGUCACAGGAGAGCGCAAAGCGUCGUCGACCCAAAAAAUGUAUCAACUAUCAUCCUGAAGAAAUCGAAAUUCAGCAAUGUGGGCGUGCCACGGCGCUUCUACAAACACCCAUUUCGCUCGUCAUGGCACAUCUGUUUAUGUUGGUGGUGAUGUUUACGUUCACAACCGCGUGAUACUAAGUGGAGUAAAAGUGAAAAGUAGCAGGUUACAGUUACAAAUAUGCAACACUAACAUUUGAACAACAAAAGGAUCCUACAUACAUAGAACGACAACAUGAAACAACGCAACAAUAACAAUAGUUAUAUGCCAACAAAAGAAUUACAUACAUACCUACAUGCAUUCAUACCAACAAACCCACUAAAGAUAAAAAACAAAUAACGUUUAUUAGUAUAUUUAAAAAAUAUCAAUUAUCACGUAAGUAUAUAGCUUAGUUCAAUUAAGUUACUAAUUAGGUGAAGUUGUGGAUUUAGUUUUUAUGGCAAGCGGAAGAAAAGUUUUGACGUUAAGUACUGCAAAUAUUGUAUGUAAUUUUUAUGGAUUAUUUUAGCGCAAUUCCGCGUAAGAUCCAAUUUACAAUAUAAUAAGUAUCUUAACUUGUUUAAAGAUUUUUCACAAAGAGUAUUUUCGGAUACCAGAAAAUAAUUUUAUAAUUCAAAAUCCUAAUCAAACUGUGCUGUCUUCCUUCUUUAUAAAAGUCAGCAUUUGCUUUUAUAAAAAACUUUCUGGUAGAAGCGCUCCUAUUUGGAGCAUUUAACAUAGAAGAACUUGCCACUUUCAAGAUUUUCAAAUUAUUAAAAUCUUCUUCGUAGUGGCUGUUGUCCAUGUGAUUUCAAUCACUUGGAUUUGCCUAACUAUAUGAGUACUCUUUUUCGAAGCACCUCCAAAAUCGCUUUAAAAUAAAUAAGAUCAGCCGCCAAGUCCCCUUUUUUUUAGAUUUUUAGUAAAAUCUUUAUUAAUAUCCACCCUUUUCCUAUCGGAUGGAUGGUGGGAUCUAUGAAGAAGAUUUACUCUUCAUAAUUCUAAGCUUUGCACACGCUAGAGCGGCAUUUUCUGUUCGCAGUUUUCUUGCAGCAUUCUUCAGAAAACAUUCAUAUUCUUUUGUCCCCACAUUUAGUCAUCGGGAGUCCGAUCUAACCGCAUCAGCGUAAGCUCUUAAGUCAGCAAGACCUUUUUUAAUUUGUUUGAGUUUCUCAUUGACUACCAGCGACCAGAGUAAUGACGACACCGCGCUCUCUUGAAGAAUGUCUCUACUGACCGGUUUAGUGGUCUCAUGCCCACCCCAUUGAGACCUGGAAGUUUUCCAACUCAGUACGCUGCUUAUCCAGUUUGAAAAUACACGGUGUGCCACUAUCGUUAAUACUCCAUCGAAAAUAGCUCGUUUUUGACAUUAUUGUAUACACUCUAAAAAAAAAUUUUGUAGAUUUCCUAGCUAAAAGGUAGGUUACUGAUUUCCUAACUUACU
Rhagoletis zephyria (snowberry fruit fly) is the source of this 6925-nucleotide messenger RNA. It is a transcript of the gene stol, whose product is annotated as voltage-dependent calcium channel subunit stolid. Gene Ontology annotation, molecular function: voltage-gated calcium channel activity. The record is from RefSeq and is a predicted model, not a curated record. Lineage: Eukaryota; Metazoa; Arthropoda; Insecta; Diptera; Tephritidae. Gene Ontology annotation, cellular component: voltage-gated calcium channel complex.